CAGUGACCCGCCCGCUAAUGUCAGUAUAGUGUCUCCAAAUGGCACAGCAUUGCAUUCUACACGUGGAGGCAAUCAGCUGCGAUAUAGAAAGAUCAGUUCAUGCUUGGAGGACAUCGGCAAUUUCACGUGUAUUUCUGAAAAUAAGCAUAACGCCGGAUUGCCCGAGAGCAGAAAUCUUACAGUUGAUGUCGGGUGUUCGCCGAGAUACCGACCUAAUUACCUACCAGAGACGGUUGUCAAAUCAACAGUUGGAAAACAGACGACGCUUUAUUUCAGUAUAUUUUCAAAUCCUUCCCAAACGUGUAAUAUGGACAAAUCUUUCAAACAACAUGCAACUUCCUAUUAACACAAAUGAAUCGGAUAGAGUUUGUAUUACAACAAGUGAUGACAUGCUGUCAUCCGUGGUUGUUAUCAAAAGUACAGAGCCAUGGGACUUUGGGAAUUACUCUGUGCGUGUAGAAAACGAAAUUGGAAGCAAGACUGAAACGUUAAGCAUUGUUUCAGACGAUCUUCACGUCAAGAACGACAAUACACAGCAUUAUGAAAACGGUACGAAGAAUUAACAACAUUAGAACGACACACGGGCGAAAAGGCGUAUUCUGAUCUUGAUUUUCAACAGAGAAAGGACAAAAACAAUCAGAAAAAAAUGUCAGCUGAAGGCGAAACGUAUGUAAACCUUAAACUGGACACAGGACGAAUUCAAAUAUCUUCAACGUGACCCAGAGGUUUACUGUUUCUAUGACGAUUGCAAACAUGAUUUUUGUUGUUGUUUUUACUUGGAUGUUGUGCUCUAUAAACUAAGUAUGUAUUGUACAAUAUAUCAGUAUCACUCUGAUAACACAUUGACUCAGCCUUCUCAAUGUCAGACAAAUGAUUGACUGAUUGACUCAACCUU
Messenger RNA from Mya arenaria, 895 nucleotides. RefSeq lists its product as uncharacterized. The record is from RefSeq and is a predicted model, not a curated record. The transcript has 5 exons. The coding region runs from base 39 to 563 and encodes 174 amino acids. NCBI's taxonomy places the organism in Eukaryota, Metazoa, Mollusca, Bivalvia, Myida, Myidae.